Lactuca sativa (garden lettuce) is the source of this 2376-nucleotide messenger RNA. It is a transcript of the gene BZIP49, whose product is annotated as basic region/leucine zipper motif protein 49. The record is from RefSeq and is a predicted model, not a curated record. Gene Ontology annotation, cellular component: nucleus; endoplasmic reticulum membrane. Gene Ontology annotation, biological process: regulation of DNA-templated transcription. Gene Ontology annotation, molecular function: DNA-binding transcription factor activity. Lineage: Eukaryota; Viridiplantae; Streptophyta; Magnoliopsida; Asterales; Asteraceae.
UGGAACGCUCUUUGUAAAUGCGUAGAACCGAGUAACGUCAUUCAAACGGAAACUUUUAAUGCCUAACAAAUCUCUCUCAAGACUCUAGAGUCUUCGUCUCCGACGAAAAACCCUAACAAUGGCCGAAGAAGUGCAGGCCGUCGCCGAUCCGUUAGCCUCUCUACCAAUUCCCCCUCUCAGCUCCUCCAUAUUCUCCGAUGACCUCACAUUACCCGACGAUUUUCUACCCUACGACGAUGGAGACUUCGACAUCACCUUUGACGAUUUACACCUCCCUUCAGACACCGAAGACUUUUUCAACUCCGCCUUCAAUCCUACUAAUCCGAUUGAUCUAUCAUCUUCUGAUCCUGAAUUCAAUGACUUCGUGUCUGACCCCGAAACCGUCGUUGCGGAGUCCGGUAAUUUGUCGGAACAUCAAGGAUCGGAUGUUUCUGGAUUUCUUAACAUUCCGUCACCGGAUAAUUCCGGUAAAGAUUUUCUUGGGGAAACUGUCAUGGUUUUGGAUAGUCUGUCUCCGGAAUCGAGAACUGAGAAUCCGGUUUCGUCUCAGGGUUCCGGAAAUUGCGGCUCCGCCGGAUCGGAUGCCGCUAUGAAUUGUCCGUCACCUGAUUCUGGCAAUUCCGUUGUUGAUCAGAAGGUGAAACGGGAAUCAGGUAGUAAUUUCAUGUUAAAGAGAAAGAAAGAGACGCCUGAGGGGAACUCGGAAUCCAGGACAAUCAAGUACCAAAGGUCAAAUGGAACUUCGACAACGACUGAGAAUUCGAAUGAAAUUGACGGAAAAGACGAGAAGAAGAAGGCGAGGCUGAUAAGGAACCGGGAGAGCGCACAACUUUCACGACAGAGGAAGAAACAUUAUGUCGAGGAGUUAGAGGAUAAGGUCAGGGCAAUGCAUUCAACUAUCCAAGAUUUGAAUGCUAGAAUAACUUACUUUGCAGCAGAGAACGCAACUUUAAGGCAACAAAUGGUUGCAGGCGGUGGCGGUGUUGUAUGCCCGCCUCCUGUAAUGUACCCACCACACCCUGCAAUGCCGCCUAUGGGAUAUCCUUGGAUGCCAUGUCCACCUUAUGUAGUCAAAUCACAGGGUUCUCAGGUACCAUUAGUUCCAAUUCCCAGAUUGAAACCCCAACAACCUACAUCAUCACAGAAAUCCAAGAAGGUUGAAGUGAAGAAAACUGAAGCUACAACCAAAACAAAAACCAAAACCAAAAAGGUUGCUAGCAUUAGCUUCCUCGGGUUAUUGCUAUUUAUCGUCCUCUUCGGUGGGUUAGUUCCAAUUAUGAAUGUGAAAUUCAGUGGAGUAACAGAUGGUGGCUUUUCUGGUGUAUCUAAAGAUUAUAUGUUCUACGAACAGCAGCAGCAACCAGGGAGGGUGUUGAUGGGUGAUGAUCAUGUUAAUGGGACUAACCAUAGAACAGGUAUAACUAAUGGAAGAGCACAUGAACAUAACGCCAGUGAGCCUCUCGUUGCAUCUCUUUAUGUCCCAAGAAACGAUAAGCUUGUGAAAAUCGAUGGGAAUUUGAUAAUCCAUUCUGUUCUAGCAAGCGAGAAAGCCAUGGCUUCAAUGGAAGAACAAGGAAUGACUAAAAAGGAGGAUACUGGUUUGGCAGUUGCUCUAGAUUUAGUCCCUGCUAUCUCCAUUCCAAAAGCGGGAAGAAACAGUGGAAGACAACCACAUAUUUACAGGUCUUCAAGCGAUCAUCAAAGGAUUCUCUCAUCAGACAAAGAGAAGUUGAAGUCAAAACAUGCUGAUGGAAAACUGCAACAAUGGUUUCGUGAAGGUCUUGCUGGGCCUAUGUUAAGUUCUGGUAUGUGCACUGAAGUAUUUCAGUUCGAUGUCUCGGUGGCUUCUGCUUCCGGAGCUUUAGUUUCGGCGACAUCCACCGCCAAUAUCACCGCCGAAGACCGCCAUAACUCCACCUACAUUACCAACGUGAAAAACCGGCGGAUCCUCCACAGCCUCCCGAUUCCCCUUUCGGCAACCACCACCACCACCAACAUCACAAAAGAACAAGUGGCGGGAAACAGCUCAAAGCAUGAAGAACAUCACAAGAACAAUUCGGUUUCAUCGAUGGUGGUUUCGGUGUUGUUUGACCCUCGGGAGGGCGGCGAUGGUGGUGGUGAUGUGGAGGGGAUGAUGGGUGGGGCCAAGUCGUUUUCGAGGAUAUUUGUUGUUGUUUUAUUAGACAGUGUUAAGUAUGUGACCUACUCUUGCAUGCUUCCACUUAAGGGAGCUAGUCAUUUAGUAACAGCAUAAGGGCUUUUUGUAGAUAGAGUAAGAGUAGAAACAAGACUUGUGGUUUGUGAACUGAACUUAUAUCAUGCCCAAGAAAGGCAUCUAAAUCUAAUUAACAAAAAUCUAAUAAUGUUUUAUUUGCU